AUGUUAAUAGGAGGAAUAAAUGUAGGGUAUGUGUUGUAUGAUUUGGGAGCCAGUAUCAAUCUCAUGACCCUUUUAAUUUUUAAGAAACUUGGGAUUGGUGAAGCUAGGCCUACCACGAUGAUGCUUCAACUCACUGACAGAUCAAUUACUUACCUAGAAGGAAAAAUUGAAGAUGUUCUAAUGAAAGUUGAUAAGUUAAUAUUUUCGAUAGAUUUUAUUAUUUUGGAUUAUGAAGCUGAUAGGGACAUUUCAAUCAUUCUUGGACGCCUGUUUCUAGUCGUCAUAAAAGUGCUAAUUGAUGUGUACAAAGGGGAAAUAACAGUGUGUGUGGAUAACCAGGAAAUAAAAUUUAAUGUGCUAAAUGCAUUGAAGUUUCCAGACGACGCAGAAUCUUUUCAGCUCAUUGACUCAAUUCAACUAUCUGAGGAAGAGGACCAAGUCUAUGAGGUCCAUGCAUUGAAUGAAAGCACAAGGAAGCUCGAGCUGCUAAGUUUGGAUGAGCAGUAG
This is a messenger RNA of Benincasa hispida (wax gourd), 507 nucleotides long. The record is from RefSeq and is a predicted model, not a curated record. NCBI's taxonomy places the organism in Eukaryota, Viridiplantae, Streptophyta, Magnoliopsida, Cucurbitales, Cucurbitaceae.